Prorocentrum cordatum is the source of this 977-nucleotide messenger RNA. The record is from the annotation of a GenBank genome assembly. NCBI's taxonomy places the organism in Eukaryota, Dinophyceae, Prorocentrales, Prorocentraceae.
GUUCUGGCAGGCUGCCGGCGGUCGGGCUGGCAGCAGCGCCGCCCAGCGGCGCGGCGCCUUCCGCAGGUGCGCCGGUGACCGCGUCCACAGACCAGCGGCUCUCGGCAGUCAUCAAGAAUGUGGUGGACUUGAUGCAGGUGUUCGAGAGCCUCAAACCGCAGCUGAGCCGGCUGCCUUCUCAGGUUUUCAACCACGUGGCGCAGGUAGGAGGCCAGUUGGACCUACGGUUCCGCUCGCUCCAGCAGAAGGGCAUGACGAUCGCCGGCGACGGCACGAAAGCCAUGCUGGAGGAGGACGCAAGCUCCUACGCGGCCGACAUGGAAGCCUUCCACAAGGAGCAGUCGGAGUUCGUAGAAGGUACCCAGAAGGCCCUGCAGACGGGCGUCUUCCCUGGCGCUGGUGCGGCCGCGGCAGGGCUCGGAGCCAUGGCGGGAGGCCUCGCAGGCUCCGCGGGGGCCUGGGUGGAGAAGCUGGAGCGCCUGCUGCUGCGCGGGUCCGGGCUCGCCGAGAGCUCUGAGACGUGGAGGUUGCCAGAGGCAGCCCGCUGCCCACCUUUGCGGGCGGCGCUGGUCCGGGUGCAGGCCUUGCUGGCAGCGGCGGCCUCGGCGGCGGCGGCCUCGGCGGCGGCGGCCUCGGCGGCGGCGGCCUCGGCGGCGGUGGACUCGGCGGCGCGGGCCUCGGCGGCGGCGGCGGCGGGCUCGGAGGCGGCGGCCUCGGCGGUGCGAGGCUUGGCGGCGGCGGCGGGCUUGGCGGUGGCGGGCUCGGCGGCGGCAGUGGGCUCGGUAGUGGCGCCCUCUGCAGUGGCGGCCUCGGCGGCGGGGGGCUCCGGAGCGGUGGCAUUGGCGGCGGCGGGCUCGGAGGUGAGGGGCUCGGCGCCGGCCCUGGUGCCGCGGGGCUUGGUGGGGCUGGCCUCGGUGGCGGCGGGCUCGGCGCUCGGGCGGGCGUUGCCGGCAGUUUCGGUCACAGGUCGGGACUAG